CUUCUCUUGGCGCCGGUCACGCUUUGGAGGGACAAUGUGGUCUAUGGAUUUUUUAGACGAUGUCAGGAGAAUGAAUAAAAGACAGCUUUACUAUCAGGUCUUAAAUUUUGGUAUGAUCGUGUCUUCGGCUCUGAUGAUAUGGAAGGGUCUGAUGGUGAUCACUGGCAGUGAAAGCCCUAUUGUGGUUGUCUUGAGUGGCAGCAUGGAGCCAGCAUUCCAUCGUGGAGACUUGCUUUUCUUGACCAACCGUGUAGAUGACCCUAUCCGAGUAGGGGAGAUUGUUGUCUUUAGAAUAGAAGGAAGAGAGAUACCCAUUGUACAUCGUGUCCUAAAGAUCCAUGAAAAGGAAAAUGGAGAUAUUAAGUUUCUGACCAAAGGAGACAACAAUGCAGUUGAUGAUCGAGGCUUGUACAAACAGGGGCAGAACUGGUUGGAGAAAAAGGAUGUAGUGGGACGAGCCCGGGGAUUUGUUCCUUAUAUUGGAAUUGUAACCAUCCUGAUGAAUGAUUAUCCAAAAUUUAAGUAUGCCGUUCUGUUCCUCUUGGGCUUAUUUGUCCUCGUACAUCGGGAAUGAGGGAGUCCUUUCUUUACAAGAGGCACCAAGAGACUAUUUGUGGCAAUCAUCAUCAUUAUUUGCCUGAAUAUAAAUUGUGAAAGGACAAACCUUAUGUGACUGUUUAAACUUUUACAUUUGGAGAGCAGUAUUUCCUGGCUAAAGAAUGGAUUCAGUGGACAUAAAGCAUUUAUCUACUUGACCUUCUCUAGCACUGGUUCUCUGCUUUUGCUAGCAAACAGGUUAUGCGUUUGUAUCUGCUUUUGCUGUUUCUUUUUUUUCCUUUUAUUAUUUUGUACUUUGGGUGGAUAUUUUUUAAUAUUAAAACAAAUGCCAAAGUUUCAGUGUUGAUAUUUUGAAGCCUGUGUACAUUAUUCAGAAGUGCCUAUCUUGGAAUUUGUAUAUGUGCAGUAUUUUUGCAAUCGCACAGAAUAAACUGCGAUCUGGACCUGUUUGUGAGUAGUAGUAGUAGAAUAGUAUACCUUUAACCAAAUGUACUUCUGCACAGUUCAACUCUUGCGAUAUACUCUGUAUUUGCUGCUAGGUUCAGAGGGUUACACAUGUGCUUGGAAAUGUUAUCAACUAAAUACAUACAAUUAUGGCAGCUGAUAACAACACAAGUCAAAUACCACUGUUUGUACAGUGAUGGAAAUCCCUUAUUACCUCUGAAGCUUUCUCAAGUGUCUUCUAUUUAGUAGGUGUGGUGUGUUUUUUUUACAUGUUGUGGUAACUCAUUCCUGGUAACUAUUUUUAACAACAGCUAGAGGAAGUGAAGCAGUUGUUUGGUCUGUUCAACUUGAAGACCAUAAACCGAUUUACAAAAUCCAGAAUGUUUCCCAAUAGUGCAAUAUUUCUUGCUGACUGUCAGAAACAUUCUUCUGGCAAAACUGAUACAUUAUCAGAUCAAUGUGGUGUUUCAUCAGAAAAAUUGUGUUCAGAACAAUAGCAGCGUGUUUAAAAAAAAGUGAAUAAAGCUCAAACUAAAGCUUUUGUUUGCAUACACACAAAUGCAUUAGGAACACUGCACAUUCUAUUCCAAAUAAAGUCAUGAA
This is a messenger RNA of Xenopus laevis (African clawed frog), 1605 nucleotides long. It is a transcript of the gene sec11a.S, whose product is annotated as SEC11 homolog A, signal peptidase complex subunit S homeolog. The record is from RefSeq and is marked provisional. Gene Ontology annotation, biological process: protein maturation. Lineage: Eukaryota; Metazoa; Chordata; Amphibia; Anura; Pipidae. Gene Ontology annotation, molecular function: serine-type endopeptidase activity; signal peptidase activity; peptidase activity. Gene Ontology annotation, cellular component: signal peptidase complex; membrane; endoplasmic reticulum membrane.